AUGGCUUUAUCGGAUUUACCGGACAUCAAAGUGCUUCUCUUUUGUAUCCUUCUUCUCCUCUACCUUCUAACACUCACAGGUAAUACAGUCAUCAUUGUCGUGUCCUAUUUGGAUAGACACCUACACAAGCCAAUGUACUUCUUUUUGGGCAAUUUAGCUUUCCUUGACAUCUGUUACACAUCAACCACAAUGCCCCAAAUUUUACAGGUUCUUCUAGCCAAGACAAAGUCAAUCACAUUUAUUGGCUGUGUAACUCAGGUUUUUUUCUUUGUGGUGUUUGUGGGCACUGAACACAUCCUUCUCUUGAUAAUGUCCUAUGACAGAUUUUUAGCUAUAUGUCGCCCUCUCCGAUAUAUGGUCAUGAUGAGCCAAAACGUUUGUGCCAGGUUGGCCUUUGUGUGCUGGUUUAUUGCUGUUGUGAACUCCACAGUUCAUACCUCCGUCACAUUUCGCCUUCACUUUUGUAGAACCAGAAAGAUUGAGAAUUUUUUUUGUGACAUCCCACCACUGCUUUCUAUUUCCUGCGAUGAUACAUCCAUAAAUGAGGCUCUGUUGCUCUCCGUUGGGGCUUUCAUUGGGUGGGCACCAUUAAUUAGCAUAAUCAUCUCGUACAUAUACAUAAUUGUCACGAUAAUGAAGAUCAAAUCUGAAGAAGGAAGACAAAAAGCAUUUUCUACGUGUGUCUCCCAUCUUACUGUCGUGAUCCUGUAUUAUGGAAGUGCUAUUUUCAAUUAUGCAAAGCCAGCUUCCGCACAUUCUACAAGUAACGAUCGACUCAUUUCAGUCUUGUAUAGUAUGGUGAUUCCAAUGUUGAACCCGGUGAUAUACACCUUAAAGAAUCAGGACGUCAAAGAUGCCAUCAAUAGACAGUUCAUCCAAAAAACAAAACUCUAA
Messenger RNA from Staurois parvus, 894 nucleotides. The record is from the annotation of a GenBank genome assembly. Lineage: Eukaryota; Metazoa; Chordata; Amphibia; Anura; Ranidae.